This is a messenger RNA of Plectropomus leopardus (leopard coralgrouper), 3964 nucleotides long. RefSeq names its product general transcription factor IIIC, polypeptide 2, beta (gene gtf3c2). Gene Ontology annotation, molecular function: protein binding. The record is from RefSeq and is a predicted model, not a curated record. Gene Ontology annotation, biological process: transcription by RNA polymerase III. Lineage: Eukaryota; Metazoa; Chordata; Actinopteri; Perciformes; Serranidae. Gene Ontology annotation, cellular component: transcription factor TFIIIC complex.
AUGCUGGUACAGUAACAUGGCGGUCUGAUGUCAGCAGAAUGUGAGUUUGUGCAACCGGAAUCAGUGGAAACUACACUGGAGAUGAAUAUAUUUUUCCGUUUAAGAAAGAAUAAGGGCUGGACCCGUGUGCCCGGUACGUUUUUACGGCUGCAGUGAUUCUCCACAGUGUCGAUCUCGACAGCAGAGUUUGGGAUUCGAUCCCGGUGGCCGGAGACUAGCCUCCCGAAUUCGGUACGAGGUGUUUCUGCCUUCGCCACCAAGGAGGGAACCUCGACAAAAUGCAGGGCCGUUGAAUUGUGACUGACAACUUUGACUCAGUCAGUCUACACCAGCGGAGGAAACACAGCAUCAAAGUUAGACACAACUCGCUCCCUACAUGAGGAGGCAUUUGACAAGACCACCACAGCACAAGAAACCCAGGGCCUAUGGAUCCCAUUGACUCCAAGCAAGGGCCAGGGAAGCCAACAAAGCAGUGUUGCGAUUUAACACCAAGUUCCAGAGGACGACAACGAAGGAAAAAUCCAAAAUAUUUAGAUUAUGAAACUGAUGGCACACUUGAUGAGGUAAAACCACAUAGACGGAGCUCAGGAGAAGGGCGUGGAGCAUCUCGUCAAAGGUCUCCAGCCAAGAGUAGAAAGGCUAAGAAUGCCACACAGCAGACUGACGAUGGGGAAGAAGAAGAUGCAGACAACAAAACAAAUCAAGAGUCUGGUGGUAAAACUUCAAAGGAAACUCCUAAAAAGGCAGCGAGAGCCAAAAAGACCCCGAGAAAAAAGACUCCUGCCAAAAGAGCUCCUGCUAAAAGAACUCCUGCCAAAAAAUCUCCCAUCACAGAUGGGGACCUCCCAACUGGGGAGGGUGGAGUUGUAGUCACCGUUCAGCAGGAAAAUGGGACGCCAAAGCCAAAGAGAAAGUAUGUGAGGAAGAAGCUCGCACAGGAACCAGUUACAGAACCACCAUGUGAGGAGGCUCAAGAGAAACCUCCAUCUGAACCCGAGGAGGAAACCACACCUGGUGGGCGCCGCAGGAGAGGUGCUGCUAAAGCGGCUUUGAAGUACCUCCAAACUUUGGCAAAAGAAGUGUUCAGUCAUCCUAACGAUGAGUCGGGUGCUCAGGCGGGGGCCAACAGUGAUAUCACCCACACAGACCCAGACUCGGUCGCAGAGCGGAAAAGUCUGAAAGGAACCAGAGGGCAUAAAAGCCGAAAGAGGAAACGAGCUUACUCGAAAAAUGAUGCUGCAGAAGAUGAGGACUUUGUUCCAGACGUUGAAGAAGAUGAUGAGGUUGAGGAGAUGGAGGAUGAAGAAGAAGCAGAGGACUCUGACUCAGACUUUAGGGCAGUUAGAAGAAGUCCAGCGACUUUUCACAUCAGUGCACAGACAGGCCCAAAUGUCAGAACUCCCAAUGGGCUCACCACCAGCAACAUGAGAAUAGUUUGGGAUGCCACUGACACGACCAAGAAAUUCCGGGAGGAGCACUACAGCAGCUGGGUGUUCCCAGAGUGGGUCCCCUGCAUCAAUGACUGGCAACUCGUACCGCAAAGUGAUGUGGAGAAAUACCUGCCCCAGGAGCUUCAGUCGGCUGCUUUCAAAGUGUCCAGAGAAGGCCUCAGUAAGGAGGAGACACCUCUGCAAAGACUCAGCAGGUUCACAGCGCUGCCUGCUCACGAGGAUCGCUGGGACAUGGUGCUGUAUGCAGCGGGACCGGUGUGGGCCAUGGAGUGGUGUCCUACACCCGAUGGUGCUCCAGCAUCACAGUACAUCGCUCUGGCCUGCCAUCGAGGGAUGGACGACCAGCACCGUGUCAACAAGAUGUACAGUGGACCUGGACUGGUCCAGCUGUGGGACAUGGGCUCACUGGAGUACGACUGCAGACCGGAGUCCCAGCCAGCCUUGGCCUACGGCUUGGCCCAGGACAAAGGCUUCAUCUGGGAUCUAAAGUGGUGUCCUGCAGGAGGCUGGGAGCUUCCCAGCUGUGGCAGAAAGGCUCCUUUCCUGCCCAGACUGGGUCUUCUUGCAGUUGCCACCUCCACUGGCGUGGUCACCAUUUACAGCCUGCCCCACCCUGACGCUCUGCAAUCCAGCACGAAGAUGGCUAACUCUGGAAAAGCCAGUGAACAGUUGCCAAUAUACCAGGCAGAAGGAGUGUUAACACUGAAGCUGGGCUCCUUCAAAGCUCCUCGUCAUGAAAAGAGUGGACAGAUCAUGUCUAUGGAUUGGCUGCCUGAAAAACCACACAAUGUAAUCGCUAUUGGAUUCUAUGAUGGUAUAGUAGGUCUGUGGAAUCUGUCCACUAAGUCAGCACUGUUGCGAGUGCGAGAGUCAAGCAGGUCACUCAGCCUGUUGCCCUAUCGAUGCCUCCUGGCUCACGACGGCGGCGUCCGCGCCCUGGCCUUCUGUCCCGCCUCCAGGUACCUGUUGGUGACAGCGGGAGAAGACCGCUACAUAAAGACGUGGGAUCUGAGGAGACUCUAUCAUCCCGUCACUGUUCAGAAACGCUAUCUGACCAACGAGAUCUACUGGCCAUUGAAUGCGCCUGGCCUCGUGUUGGCUCAGGAGAACGCCUACGCUGCGCAUGGUUCACAAGGAGUCCAUUACUUUGACCAUUACAUGCGUGCAAUCUUCGCCAUUCCCAGGACAGCCUCUCUUUGGUCCAUAUCUUACACUGACUGGUUGAACACUGUGAUAACAGCAGACAGCCUUGGUGAAGUGAUCCUUUCCAUGCUACCUCAUAUAAGCACCUAUCCUCAGUACAUCAAACGCACGUUAGACAGACGUUUUCCCAUCUACUUCACGUCUCUGGUGCCUCAUGAUAGAAAAGAAAAUCAAGAGAUAGGAGAAGAGCAGGAGGAGGGAGACGCUGCUGAAGAGCAGAAAGGAGGAGAGACAGAGGGGCCGGAUGUUGGAUCUGAAGAGGGGAAUGAGAACAGUAAUGGAAACGGAAGAGAUAGAGGUAGAAAGGAUCAAUUUCCCCCUCUGCGGUUCCAGAAGUACAAAGAGGCUGUGAAGAAAUACUUCCUUCACCAUACAGACAGCAAUAUGCGGACUUUUGCAGGUGGCGAGAAGCGAGCUAUAUGGAAACGCAUGAAAGACACAGAGAUGAAGAGGAGGCUGAACUUGGACGAGAAGCCAUUAGCUGCACUACACAAGGUGCGUUUCAACCCAAACAUGUGCUGCCAUACCUGGUUAGCAGCCGGGGGCCAGACGGGGCUGGUCAGGUUGAUCUGUCUGAGGUCUAUGAUCAGCUCCCACGCAAAGAAGGUGAUAAGUGAGAACCAGGCCCAGUUCAACGCUCUGUACUCACCAAAAGACCAGCAGGAGGCUGCCCGAACCGUGACAGACAAGCUAUAGCAAGAGUUGAGCUUCACUGCAGAAUCAGAAGGUGGAUCACAAAAACACAGACAUGCCAAAAAAAAGUAGUUUUAAGAAUGAUAAGGACAAUAAUAUUUUACCGGCAUAAUUUUGCUAUUUCAACUGGAUUUCAAGUGUCCAAAGGUCAUCUUAUGAUAUAAAGCAAAUGAUUGAUUUGCAGGUUUUGUGGGCAGCUAGAUGGUACUCUUUCAUGAACUUUGAACCUGCUCUUAAAAUUCUGUCUGAAAGUGCUUCAGGAUAAUAACGAACCACAGGUAAGAGUGUACAUCUAUAACCUUUCCACCGCCACACUCUUGUGUUUCCACAGACUAAACACCAUUUUAAUUUUUUAAUUUCCCACCGAAUGUCUCAUAGACAUCAUUUUUACACUUUUCCUACACCCGAUUAAUAUGAAAAGUGACCGUGUAUUUGCUUCCAAGAAGUUUGAGCCGCUGGUUGUUAAGUGCCUUGCUUCAGACGUGCCACAUUAGCAGAUUCCAAAUUAUGAUUACUGACUCCAAGUAUGGCUUCUGGUUGCUCCAGUUUCUCUUAUUUGACAUACAAAUUUCAAACAUGGCAGUGAAUCCAAGGCAAUUGAAAUGUAAAACAUCAAC